This is a messenger RNA of Halteromyces radiatus, 850 nucleotides long. RefSeq lists its product as uncharacterized. Lineage: Eukaryota; Fungi; Mucoromycota; Mucoromycetes; Mucorales; Cunninghamellaceae. The transcript is spliced from 4 exons. The record is from RefSeq and is a predicted model, not a curated record. Bases 36 to 818 code for a protein of 260 amino acids.
UUCUUUUUCUUUUCCCUUCAUCAUACCAAGUCAUAAUGUCCGACAAUAAUAAUACACCUUUUUUAGAUUUAUAUGAUCGUUUAGUGAUCAAGUUUGAUGAACGAGAAAAGAAACUAGAUCAAUUAUUGCGUACGGUAGAAAACUUGGCGACCAAGAUGGAAACAAUUAUUACUAACCACGAGCAACUUCAACAACAACAACAACAACAACAACCAGAUUCAGUGACUGUAACUACGAAUAAUGAUAGAGUCAUUGCACCACCAGCACGUGGAGUCGAUGUGGCAGCUUAUAUUAGAGAAGUGGUUGGUCAAUGGCUUGGAACAACGGAUAAUCUUGAAGUAGAUCUUGCCGUCAGUAGAUUGCAUUAUUUGGCCAAACAUGAAUUUAGAUUACUUCAAGCGGAUACUGGCACUCCUGGUUUAUCACGUAUCAAAUGGAGUUCUGUCAGUCCUUCCCAAAAAUUGAUCAGAUACAAAGCCUUUGAAAAAGCUGCUGCCUCAUACAAUCUUCCCGCCGCUCAAUGUAUGGAACACUGGUUAGCUCAUCGCCUCAUUGGACCAAAAUGGCAACAUGCACAUGACAGUGAAGUCAAGACGCUUAAGAAACUGAGACUGUCAGGCAAGGACAUAAAACCAUCAUCAUCGUCAAUAACAGCAGGAGAAACAUCCGCGACACCAUCAUCGAAAGAUGAAUUAUCAAAGUCAAAAGUACUUCAUACAACGACAGCAGACGAAGAAAAAGAAGAAGAAACAACUCCAUCACCAUCAUCAUCACCAUCAUCACCAUCAGGUUAUCAACAGAAGCGUCAACGAAGGUGAUCAAUGCUUACAUAUUAUACCGACCAAACGAA